UCUCGGGUUCAGUUAGUCGUCAUCAGUUAUUGCGUAUGUAGAAGUUGCGUCCACUAAAUUUAGUGAAUUCUCAUUUGGUCAAAAUGACGACCGAUUCAAAAAUUUUAGCAUAUUUUAAAUCGUUGCGAAUAGUUCACCUAAUCUUGGCCGUGAGUUUUGUCACUGCCGGACUUUGCGUGAACUUCGUACAAAGUGUUUUAUUCGUUACGUUAAAACCCAUUAAUGCCAGAUUGUACCGCAAAAUUAAUUAUUACGUCACCUAUUUCUUGAAUUGUUUUAUCGUCUACAUGGUGGAAUGGUGGUCCGGGUCGGAAGCCAUUAUUUAUGGGGAUCCGGUCAUGGUGAAAAAAUGCAUGGGGAAAGAACACGCGCUUCUAUUAAUUAAUCAUAAUUUAGAAAUUGAUUGGUUAUUUGGAUGGACGAUUUUCGAAAGGUUGGGAGGUUUAGGAAAUAUUCGUUCCUAUUGCAAAAAAGUUUUGCAAUACGUCCCAAUUUUUGGAUGGUCUUGGAAAUGUCAGGAAUUCGUUUUUCUUGAUAGAAAUUGGGAAAAGGAUCGUAAAAAUUUAGGCCGACAGUUACGAGCACUGACACAAUAUCCGGAUCCUGUCUGGCUAUCCCUGUUUCCUGAGGGGACCAGAUUUACAUCGGACAAACAUGCCGCUAGCAUGAAAAUUGCUGCCGAAAAGGGUCUCCCUCUCUUGAAACAUCACCUUCUCCCAAGGACGAAAGGGUUCACGGCGAGUAUUCCACAUCUUAGGGGAAAGUUUGAUGCGAUCUAUGAUGUCGUAAUGGCUGUUGAAAAGACUUGUAACAAUCCUGCCUCCGUCGUAUCCAUGAUGGAAGGAAAACCAUUAAAGAUUAUUUCACUCUACAGACGAAUUCCGAUGAGUCAAGUUCCCGACGAUGAGACGGAGGCAGCAGCCUGGUUACAGAAACUUUACCAAGAAAAGGAUAAAGUGCUGGACAAUUACGAAAAAUAUGGGAAAUUCGUCCCGGAGGAAGAUCGAGACAAAGAGGAGUACAAAACUUACCAAAGUUUUGAAACGUUCCAACUCCCCCGAAGAUAUUAUACUCUUUGUAUUGCGACGAUUUGGGGUUGCAUUGUUAUGAUGGGAUUAAGUCGGUACUUUUGGCAUGUCUUGAUGAGUGGGAGUGUCGCCCAAAUUCUUCUCCUGGUCUCCGUCUGUGGUGGAGCGUAUGCAGGGUUAAAUUAUGUAAUAAAUUUGACCAAGAUUAGUACCAGUUCCAGCUAUGGCACUUCCAAAGCGAGCUAAUCAGUUCAAUACUUAAAUUGAACAGAAUUGGAAUAUUUUUGUAAAUUUGGGAAGAAAUCGAAUGAAUAAAAAACCAAUGCAAAAUUGUGAAUUUAAAAACAUAUGUAA
Molecule: messenger RNA, 1382 nt
Organism: Folsomia candida
Lineage: Eukaryota; Metazoa; Arthropoda; Collembola; Entomobryomorpha; Isotomidae
Product: 1-acyl-sn-glycerol-3-phosphate acyltransferase gamma
Exons: 7
Coding region: 84-1274 (396 amino acids)
Cellular component (GO): endomembrane system
Molecular function (GO): 1-acylglycerol-3-phosphate O-acyltransferase activity
Source: RefSeq, a predicted model, not a curated record